This is a messenger RNA of Bombus impatiens (common eastern bumble bee), 4889 nucleotides long. Its product is annotated as host cell factor 2-like. Lineage: Eukaryota; Metazoa; Arthropoda; Insecta; Hymenoptera; Apidae. The transcript has 8 exons. The coding region runs from base 848 to 3004 and encodes 718 amino acids. Gene Ontology annotation, cellular component: Golgi apparatus. The record is from RefSeq and is a predicted model, not a curated record. Gene Ontology annotation, molecular function: protein binding.
GACGACUCGACGAGGUAGGUGCUCGACCCGGACGCAGUACGGAAGAAACGUCGAGCACGCAGAGUGCCGUCCUCGUGACACAUCUUAGCUUUUCUUUUCUUUUGAUCCAUGGCAACAAGGAAACGUGGCGAAGUUUGCCCGGUGAAUCACUCCGUCGAAGAUUGAUCGCGGUGAUCCCACGGUUCGACGAGAUCACUACGCGGUACCAUGAAUCUCCCGUCUUUGCAGUGAUCGUAAAUGAAGGAGACGUUUAUCGGAGCCGAGGCAAAGAUUAUCAAUGACUCGAUGCCGCGGCGAGAUAAAAGAUGCAUGGAAUUUCUGAAUGGUACUGAAUGACCCGAGUGACACUUCGUACGUCGUGCGCCAAUAGAACGAUCCUUGUCAACAUUGGCAAUAUCUUGGCGAUAUAUCCGGUGCUGGAUACAGUCAAUAUGUCGCGGUGAAGCAGUUUAAGGAUGAACCUGUCUUUUGUCCGCCGUGUGUUCUGUGUAAACUCGAAUACCGCGGUCGGCUGGAUUCUUGCUCACCGUGUCACACCUGCCGUUGGGAACAACAGGUUGAAAGUGGAGUUUGUGACGAUUUGAAGAGAUCACUGGCAACGAACCGGAGAUUUCGUUGUUGCUUCUGUUAACCGUUCUGGGCCACGUCAUUCGACAGAUUCGAAGGUCUACCAAUUAGACGAUGCGUUUCCGCCGAAUCAAAGGUUAAUCGCCGAGGAGCAUUCAGCGAUGUUCUUACCACCGUAAAGGCAGGCUUAGUCGCAUUUAAUCGUCGCUUGCAUGUGGGUCACAAGUUGCAUUCGCCAAAGCUAACGAGAUAGAGGGUUUACCGAGUAGAGAGGAAGAAAAUGUGGAGCUCGGUUACUGCGGCUGGCAGUGAAAAUGGGCCCGCACCACCUUCCAGAAGCAAGCACAGCGCUACUUUGCUCGCAGGGCACGUAUAUCUCCUUGGCGGACGAAACGGCAAUCUUCCUCUCAAAGACCUCUGGCGAUACAGCCUCGCCGACAGUAAAUGGGAGGAAUUGCAUCCUGGGGGAGAAAGACCGCCAGCACUUCAGGAACACAGCGCGGUAGCUUACAAGGACUGCCUUUACAUUUUCGGGGGUGAGCUCGGCUUUUCCGCAGGCACGGAAACGCCACUUUGGGUUUACAAUGUCAAGACCAACAUGUGGAGGAAAGUAAGAGCGCAGAGAGGUUGUGCGGUUCCCAGAGGUCGAAGAGGCCAUACUGCUUUAGUUCAUCGUGGUCAGAUGCUCAUUUACGGUGGUUAUCAAGAUCUACGUGGCAGUUCUCCAGAAUUGUGGGCUUUCCAUUUCGAAACGGAAUCGUGGCAUCUUCUUUCCUCCAGCGAAAGCGGGCCAGCAGCGAGGCACAAACACUCGGCAGUUCUACACGGUGACGCCAUGUACAUUUAUGGGGGUAUGACCGACCUACAAGAGAGAAGCGAUUGCUGGCGAUGGGAUGUGAAGACCGCUUCCUGGUGUCUGUUGAAGAACAAACCAGGACCAGGACCUCUACAUGGACACGCAGCCUGCAGGCUUCCCAGUUGUAUGCUAAUAUUCGGUGGAGAAAGCGGUGGUUUAGCUACGAACGAACUAUGGAGGUUUCAUUUCGGUACGGAAACGUGGGAGAAAUUAUCAGUGCCAAGUCCUAAACCCCAGCCAAGAGCGGAAAGCGUUGCAUUAGCAGUUUCCGAACUGAUAAUUCGAGGGACCAAUAUCGACAAUUCGAAACCAAAACCGAGAAAUCAAAGGACGAGACUUUGUAACAAUAGGAUAUCGCCCAAUGAAGCACCGGCUAGACCGAGCUUCCUUAAAGAAAUUUCGAAAUUGUCGCAAAUUAAUCUAUCGCGGCUAAGUCAUCCGACAAAGUGCAGCUAUUCCGUUUUAAGUGGCCAAGAUGACAACGAGGAAAGUCCGCAAGAGGCGAAUACGUACUAUCCGUUUCAGCAAGUGGACUCCGAGGUUGUCGAGCCAUCUACGGGUAUGGUGAAAUCACGAAGCGCUAAUACGCUAGCUCGUAGAAGACAGAAACCGCCGGAAACAACAUAUAAAAACGUGGACACGAACAAUUGCAACAACGCAACCGGUGGUCCCGGCAUGACAAGAGAUCCUAUCUCGGUACCGAAUUUCCGUGCUCUGACCUUGCCAACUCCGGUCCUGACACCUGUAGAAGCAGCCAGGCUUGUUUUCGUCGACCCAGACGAAAAUAGCGACAACGAAGAACGAAAGGAACCUCCUACCUCUAGGCUGAUAGAAGUUCAAGAGGAAAGGCGAGACUUCGCGGCUGUGCAUCAGGCCUGUCAGCCGACACGAGGCGAGAGUUACAGCUCACACCUUUACGAAGCGGCGCUACAAACACCAAAAACACCGACCACGUCAAAAAUUCCUACGUCCGCGUCGGUUCGAUUCGCUGACUUAGAAGAAGGUGAGGAAUCGACGUCGGAUUACGCGAGUAUAGAAGCCCGUAGUCCCGGUGAUCCACUGGCCGACGACGACUGGCAAUCAGGACGAAAGAGCAAACAGUAUCGCCCCAUAGUUACCCCGUCGACGAUACGCGAAGGUCAAUUCGGCUUUUGUAAUCCAAAUUACCUCGGACUGGAUGAAACGAAGAGUCAUCAUCAGCAACAGCAACAACCUCAGGAUGGCAAGUACGCGAGAUUAUUGAACAGUCCACCGGACAGUGUCUUGGAGGACGAACCGGGUAGAUCGGCCUCGCAAACGUUCGCGGAAUUACUAGAACUUCAAGAAAUCAAAAGGGUACCAAGAGCGCCGCCUAAAAGUUUACCAUUAGGCUCUCCGUCGAGGAGAGCAGUCAGUGCGUCGAGAGCCGAGAGACAACGAGCUAAGGUUGCCGCGGUUGACAUCAAGGAAACCGAGACACCAUCGUAUGGACCAGCACCGCUUUAUGUUUUUUUAGUUGGCGGGAAAGAAAAGGGUCAGGUGACGGUGUUCGCGAGGCCCGUUUCUUUGUGGAAAUUGCAAUUAGCACCACACAUUUUUUAAAAACGAUAAGUAUGUUUAUUGGUUUUAUGCAUUUUUACACGAAUAGUUCCAAUGAAAUCGAGCGAUCGAUUUUCUUCGAAAGACUUGCCUGUUGCUCUUGAAGAGCGAACAAUCGAUAAACGCAAUUUCCUAAUGCCAAAUGAAGACUGCAGGGGAAGAAUACGAUAAGCCAAAUUUCACACUUUUUAUAGGGAGUUUCGAGAUUCGGCACGUUAUCAAUUCGCCUCGUGUUACCAAAAUUAUCUUUUUAUUUGCUUUUUAAAAUUUUAGAAUUAUCGUUGUAAUAUCAAAAUGUUGCUUUUGACUCGAUAAUUAUAUAUCUUUGUCUUACACAAAGCUUCGUCGACUCAUCGUUAAUUUUAAAAGAUUUACAUGUUUGAAUCUAAUAAAUUGUAAUCAUGAGGUAACAUCAAAAUCAGAGAAUCGUUAGAAAUAUACUUAUUAUAUUCUUCACCUAUGAUCUCCAAAUGUUACGUCGUUGUAGUUAGAGGAAUUUCUUAAUCUUUUACUGCGUUCAUUAUCGAAGACAACGUAUCUGUUUCGUUGACGUGCAUUUACGUGCUUCUUAAUAAGUUUAAUUAUAAAAAGUCUUCAGCUCUUCGAAGUAUCGAUAUCGGAAAUUAUGCAAUUAAUAUAAUUUAUCGUGCAAUAUCAAAUGUGAUUAGGACAGCGAAGUACUCGAGUUUGUAGCGACAAAUUUUAAACUGAACAUAGUUAUCGUUAUUUCAGUAUCUUGUUUAAAAUAUUCUUCUUUAACUAUAUGAAACUAUAUUGCUUACAUUAAACUAUAAUAAUUUAAUUAUUUCCGUUUUAUUGCUCGUUUAUUUUGCUACUUACAUUUAAUAAUAAAUGUAGUAGUACACGAAACGUUUUACGGUAGAUCAGUGAAUGGAAACGCGUAGAUACAUGGAAAGUUCAUAUUGAACCGGCUCAUUUAAGACGAUUGUUCUACGGUUUUAUUUAUUCAUAACGAAAUAAGCAGUCAUAUGGAACAGAUGUCCAUACUAAAGCGCAAGUCAAACACGAGUGAAAUGAAUAACCAACCCUCUAUCUACGAAUGCGUCCUGUCAGUCUUAAGUGGUAUACAAUAAGUCUCAUAGAAUGUUAUAAAAAUUUACGAUUAAGAUCGAUACGUUAGAUCCUAGGUUUACCAUAAAUGAUAUAAUUUUUCAUACUAUGGUAGAUAGACGUGUAAUACGGAGUGCUAGAUUAUUCAAAUUUUUUGACGCGAUAUUUAAAGAUGUAAAAUAAUAACAUCAGAAAACUCGCCCGAUCUGCGCUUAACUGCCAUCGACUGUGAACACGGAUAUGCAUAGAAAAUAAAAUAGAAUUAAUAUCCAUAAGUUCGAAGUGUAACGAUCGACGUUAAAAGCAUUCUGAAUAUUAAUGGAAAUCGGUGUGUGAUUGUGCCCAAUGUGAAUAAUUAAAGUACGUUUCAAUUAUUCUGUGGAGAUUAGAUUUUUAUAUAUAUAUAUAAAAAAAAAAAGAUGACUCUAAGUGAAAUUUCGUCGGUAAACGUGAACUAGAGUAGAAUCUAAGGAAGCUAUCAAUGAAGAUAACUGUGUCGAGUUUUUCUUUUAAUUUCAUCACGAAAGGAGACACUUGUAACGCGCGAAACGUACAAUCGUAUAUAAAAGAAAAACUAUUGUGUUCCAAGACGUUUUAGCGAAUAUAAAACAAAGGUACGAAUCAUUGAAGUCAAAAAGUCUCCACUAUGAUUAUAUUUAUGACGGUAGCGUAUCAUAGAUCCGGUAUAUAUAUGAUAAGUGAAAGAAACGAUAAAAUAUGGGAGGUCUCUUGUUCAUGUAGAGUUUUUAUGCCCGCAAAGGCCCAAUACAUGUAAUCCAUCCAUAUAGUAGCAAAGGUCAACGUGGCACCUCAUAGG